CCUUGGCCGGAGCUUCACAUAUCCUCGGCCAUGUCUCUCCUCCGGCGACCCCUGGGCCUUUGCCUUGGGCGGCGUCUCCGAGGGCGGCCUUUCUGCAAAGAGCACGAGGCCGAUGCCGAGACUCGGGAGUUGGACCCGAGCGGCCCAUUGGGCCCUGGAGCCAGCAGCAGCAAAGCGGUGACUUCCUUCACCGGUGGCUUGCCGAUGGAGACCUCGAGCUUUGAGCUGCGGCAGUCCUUCCGGAAGUUCCCCUUGCAUCGGCAGGUCCAGCUUGGCCUGAUGAAAAUGGGCGUGUCUGUGCCGACGAGAGUCCAAGACAUGACAAUGCCGAUGCUUUUGGAAGGUAUCUCCGCCUUCGUCCUGGCACAAACGGGCACGGGCAAGACGUUGGCCUAUGUGCUGCCCAUUGUGCACAAGCUGCUGUCCACCAACACCGAAGGCUUCUAUCCCAAGAGCCGGAAGCCCCGCGCCAUCAUCGUGCAGCCAACCCGCGAGCUGGCGCUGCAGACCAUCAAGGUGGUCCGGAACUUCCCCGUCAGGUCGGUAGUGUGUGCUCCCAGCUGUUCUUUCAUCAAGGAGUCACAAGCACUGCAUGCGGGAGUGGACAUUGUCGUCUGCACACCAUUCCGGCUGAUCCUGCAUUUGGGCAAGGUGAACAUGCUGCUCCCUGAGGUACGGCAUCUUGUCAUCGAUGAGGCGGACACGCUUUGCGAUACCUUCUACGAGAAGGACACAAGCAAGAUUCUCAAAGGCUUGCAGGAGGAUUGCACUGUGAAACCGCAGGUCAUCAUUGUCGGCGCCACUCGCACUGGUGCUGUCUCGCAAUUCCUGCGGAAACACAUGAAUCAGACCGAGGUAAUGCCGGUGGUCACAUCGGAUGCGCACGUGCCACCUGCGCACUUGGAGCAGGUCUUUGUUCCGACCAAAGGCAAGCGCCUGAUCUCUGUGCUGUGGGAAGUGCUUGGCGAGGUGCCUGCUGUUGGCAGGAAGACCCUGAUUUUCACGAACCGCUUGCCUACUUGCAAGGCGGUGCACAAGAGCCUGCUGGAGCACGGCAUCAAUGCCGUGGCCUUGCAUGGCCGCGUGCAUCCGGACAAGCGCAAGGAGGCGUACGAGUCCUUUAGCAAAAACGCUGAUGUCAUGGUUUGCACGAACCUGGCAUCAAGGGGCUUGGACUUCAGCAACGUCCACCAUGUGGUGAUGUACAAUUUCCCCCUGAACAUGGCGGAUUACUUGCACCGAGUGGGCCGAACUGCGCGGGGCGGCCGCGCGGGCCGGGUGACCACCAUCACACCCCGCCGGUAUUGGCCCUUCGUGGCAAAGAUCCAGGAGGCGACCAAGCAGGGCAAGCCGGUUGAAAUCCGCAACAUGUCCAGGAAGGUGAAGAAAAUAUUGGCCAUCGAGAACUUCCAGAAAGUGAUCCAGCAGCCCAUCAACAAAAGCGCCAAGCAGAAGUUGAAGAAGAGACUGGGCCUGCCGCCUGCGCGGAAUAUUGGGUCGAAGGAGACCAAGGCUGCCAUGAAACGGCUGGACCGGCGCAUGAAAGCCAUCAAAGAAAUGCGCUUCCUUUGGAAGCGCGGACUCCUGAAACGUGGCCAGAAGCUUCCGAAGAUGAUAGACAAGCAGGUUGAGGCGUCCGAGUCGCAGACCAUCUCCACAAUGGUUCGGGCUCGCGAUGGGCUGCUGCAGGUGGUGCCUAAACGCAGGCGCUCUGACAAGGGUGCGGAUCAGCCCGAGCGGGCACCCUCCGAGUCGUUGCCCUUUGCCCACGACUCAGUGAGCCCCGGGGUGGCGAAGCGCCGGCGCCGGACGGUGAUACUUUCGAGCGCUCACCGCUUUGUGGGAUCCGCUCCCACGUGGCUGUUGGCGGCUGGCUGUGCCGUUGCGUGCACCGCGCGGCGCGCCUUUGGGCGCCGUGAGCUGGUGAACUCCGCCGGUGCGCCGCUGUGUUUCGCCUUACCUGCGGCAGGUGCGUCCCUCACAGCGCCCGCAGUGGUGCGCGCUCUUUGGGGCAGUGAGGACUGGGAGAAGUGGGCGGCAACCCUGGCGGAGGACUGUGUCUAUGAGGACCUGUACUUCCCCGAGGCGGCGACAGGCCGAGGCGAGAUUUUGGCGAUUCUGCGGCAGAAGGCGCUUCCGAAAAACUCCCGCCUGGUGCUGGAUCAUGUGUCUGACGGGCGCAACUCCUGUGGAUUCACCUGGCACAUCCAGGAGGGCAAUGACCUCGGACAGCGGGGCCUGUGCUUCCUGCGCCUGAACGAGCGAGGAGAGGUGGCCUAUGUGCGGGAGGUGGGGGAGCCCCUCUUCAAGGCGGGGGAGCUCACGGAGAAGCUGUUGGAGGCGCUGACCAAGGAUCAGCCGCCGCCAGAACGACCUGUUCUCAAAGGCCCGCCGCAAACACCCCGCACUGCGGGAGGUAUUGUAAGAUACCUUUACGGAGAUGUGCAGCAGGCAGGAGGCGACGCAGUGCGCUUCUUUGCGGACGACGUGGUCUACGAAGACAUGAACUACGAGACGCCAUUUGUUGGCAAGCCGGCGGUGGACGGCUUCCUGGCCAGAUUCCAGGCCAUCCAGGGUGUCACUUUCGUGCUUGAGGAGGUCUCGGAUGGCGAGAAGGCGGUUGGCUUCACCUAUCAUAUCGACAUUGCGGGGCAGCCUCGGGGCAUCCGUGGCAUCACCUACUACCAGGUGGACAAAGCUGGAAAGGCGCGCCCAUACGCAUGGGCUCUCUUGGCGGGACGUGGAUUGCGGGUUUGCUGCUGCCGGCCUUUGCAAGGGAGCUGA
Molecule: messenger RNA, 2784 nt
Organism: Effrenium voratum
Lineage: Eukaryota; Dinophyceae; Suessiales; Symbiodiniaceae
Source: the annotation of a GenBank genome assembly